Molecule: messenger RNA, 7538 nt
Organism: Saccostrea cuccullata (small rock oyster)
Lineage: Eukaryota; Metazoa; Mollusca; Bivalvia; Ostreida; Ostreidae
Product: cubilin-like
Exons: 20
Coding region: 606-3383 (925 amino acids)
Cellular component (GO): plasma membrane
Molecular function (GO): protein binding
Source: RefSeq, a predicted model, not a curated record
UAUUGAUCUCUACAAUCAAUUAUCAUAUUCACAAAUCUAUAAAUGUAGAUUUUGUCUGCUGGGUCAGAACAGUGAUCAAAAAGUCCAUUUUCCAGAUGUUAGAUAAGGAGGGAUAAUAAAGAAUGGAGUGGACAGGAGGAGUAUAGGCACGCAGUGGAGGUUUUCCAAUAAUUUUCAUUGAUGCAGUAGUCAUUGCAGGCCUCUCAGCCGACAGAAGUGAUUGAAGUUGACUGAAGCAGAUGUACAAAAUUUCUUGUAAACAUGCACACAUAACAGCCACUGGAGUAGACAUCCAUAUGUUUGAUUUUUAUUCUCUGUGGGACCGUGCAAUUAAACUCUAGAGGGAAACAUGAUGUAGUCUGGAUUAAACAAUUCAAGCUUUGGGACACAGAUGUUCAAAUUGAAGUUAAGCUAAGAGAUGACCUGGUGCAGCGUAAUCAGUUGUCAACCAUUGGAUUAUUCAGUGUGCAUUGUCUGUUUUAAACAUCUCAGGAAUUAGGUGGGACAAACAACUAACUAUGAAUGUGAGAAUACAAGGCCAUGGAAAAUGGUAUCUAAAUUUACCAGGAGUUUAAGACUCCAGCUAUUGGAAACAGAAGAAGAGGAUGCAGCAGCUAAGCUGGCUAUUGACAGGCUUCUGCCUUCUGUUUCCAAUACUCACGUCCAAUGCAGUCUAUAAAGAAUGUAAACACUUCUUCAAUAGUACAACACUGAAUAAAAGUGGGACAUUUAAUUCUACUGCGUGGCCUGGUCUAUACCCUCUCAAUACUCACUGCAUGUACUACUUCAUUGGCCUCCGGAAUGAGAGAGUCGAGUUGAACAUCACAGACUUCCAGCUACAAGGAGUUUACCCUCAAUGUCAGUUUGAUUACCUGGAUAUUUACGCUCAGAUGACGACCACAGAAUCAGAGGCUCAGAUCUCCUCCCCACUGUUGGGGCGGUUUUGUGGAGACAGGAUGGACAUUCUACCCUCACGCAUUAUAUCCACCUCCAACAUCAUCCUAGUGGACUUUCACUCGGAUGGCCACAGAUCUGCACGAGGAUUCUAUGGAUCCUUUAGAUUCAUUGAUGCAUCAAUCUAUGAAGUAGGAACCAAAUCCCCAAGCUAUUACUGUAGUUACACUAUCAAUAGUUUGUACGAGAAGACUGGAAAUAUCAUUUCUCCUACCUAUCCCGGGGUGUACCCAGACAAUUUUAACUGCUCAUACAGCUUACACGGACUUGUAGGGGAGAGAAUUCAGAUCCAAUUUAAUGACUUCUCUCUUUUUCAUGGUGGUGAUUACUGUCCCUACGAUUCCCUGACGGUUUAUGAUGGAGCCAGCAGACAGUCGCCUGUCCUCAGUAAGUUUUGCGGUGAACACAGUGCUGUGACUUUCUACUCCUCAGGAGAGAACCUGUUUAUGGAGUUUAUAACCAGGGCCGGGAGGAUGGGGGCUGUAGCUGAUCCGUACCAUACCAACGUAGAUUAUAAAUUCACCAGGAGAGGCUUCAAUGUCUCUUUUCAUUUUAUAAAAGAUAUUGUAAAAUUAGAUAAGCCAAUGGAGUCUCAGAAUAUGUAUCAUAUCAAAGGGACUGCUUGUGAUAUGCGGAUAAUCAGCAAUAAUUCUAGAAACGGAACUAUAAAGUCACCUGGCUACCCAAGAAAAUUUCCUGUCAAUAUUACCUGUGUUUACUAUAUUGAUGGUCUGUACAACCAAGAAAGACUAGAAAAAGUUAAAAUCAAAUUCACCGAUUUCUCCAUUCCUGGCAGUAUGCCAGAUUGUAAUUUUGGCUAUGUAGCUGUGGAUGAGGAGGGUAGAGAAGACACCAGGGUGUUCAAAGAACGUUACUGUGGACCAUAUCUUCCCCCCGACACCAGCAGCAAAAGGUCACGAUUAGUCCUAAUAUUCAACACUGAUAAUGCUCGUGAAGGCAGAGGAUUUAGUGCUUACUAUGAGUUCAUACCAGAUUACGGUAUCCCAGGAGAGAAUGUGGAGGAGGGGAAGUGUACGUACCUGUAUGACAGCAAGUCGACCAAGUCAGGGACGUUUAACUCCCCACACCACCCUUUGCGUUACCCUGACAACACACACUGUAGAUAUAUAUUCCGUCCAGAGCCUGGCGAGCAAAUCCUCAUCUCAUUUUAUACCUUCUUUCUGGGAGAUAAAGAUACAGCAUGUGAAAACAACGACUAUCUGGAGAUAUUUCAUUCUGGCAGAAGUGUUGGAGACAAGUAUUCUGUAAAGCAUUGUGGAAGGCAAUUCCCUGGCCCCAUUCUGGCAGAAAAACAACUAGAAAUCAAGUUUAUUUCAAGAUGGAAUUCCAAAAACAGUACAGGAUUUGAAGCCAGAUAUGAGUUUGUUCAUCCAGACUCCCUGAAUACAAAUUGUGGGGGUAAAAUAAUCAGCCCUGGGACAGGAGGUAUAAUAGUGAGUCCAGGAUUCCCAGAGAAAUACCAAAGCAGGACCUACUGUCGAUGGACCAUCAAAGCCAGCUCUCCUUUUAAUGAUAUUCUUGUCUAUUUUUAUGUCUUUCACACAGAGGGCACAGUUUCAAGAGAUGAAUUAACCACAUCUAAUUAUGGAUGCCAAAAUGCAGUAUUAAGACUGUAUCGCGGGAAUGCUCGGUUUCCUACACCGUAUAUUGAGCCACCUGAGGAGAAGUGUGGGCAGUUGAACGGAGAACCUUUCUUGUCUCACAAUGAUACUUUUGAAUUAGAAUUUCUAACUUCUAGUAGAGCUCUUGGUGCCAAAGGAUUCAAAAUCACCUGGACAGAAGUACACAAAGAGGGAGUCAGCUGUGAUUUCUUCCGAUGCUCAAAAAGUGAGUACUGCAUUCACACUGAACUAGCAUGUAACCAGGUGCCUAACUGUGGGAGUGGAGAUAACUCAGAUGAAGAAGAGGGCUGUCCAACACCGUUCCCCAAAAGAGGGGAGUCCUCCUCAGGUCCAGCUGUUUCUAAAUUUGACAUUUUACACAUAGCCAUUGGAGCCUCUAUAUCAUCGUUUUUCUGCAUUGUGUUGGUAAUCUGUGGACUUUAUCACCGGCGGCGACUCACUCCAGAACAGAUGCGGCGGAGGCGGUGUGAGACCCCGCCAGAACAGGACACGGUGGAGGUCCGCUAUGUGGCGGCCGAUUCCUCCUGUAACACCACAGACCGUCUUCUGCAACUGGAACAUGUAGCUCUGAAUGGAGAGAAUGGCAAGACUUCAGUUUCACAUUCAUUUCAUUCACCAAGUGAAAACAAGAAGCAGUUUCCUGACUCUCCAGUGAGGACACCUAGUGCCACCCCACCUCCUGUCAGUAAGCCCCACCCUGGAGGGGAUCAGGACAUCAAGACAGUGGACUCGGCUGUCAAUCACAAACCCCGGAUACCCCGGAUACAGAAAGUGUCCAUUGUUUAGAAUUCCCUCAGGAUCUCCUCAUAGUAAAUCUCUAAUGACCUAUGUGUUCAGCUUACAUAGAAAACAUUGUCAUCCUCAUCAGUUAUCACAAGUAUGAUUGUGCUGAUUUGCAUGUAUGAAACGUGAAUUCACACCACUUACUAAUGAUUGUUAAUAGGGUAAAAUAUUGAUGCUACUUGUUGAAAUAGUUUGAAUGUUGAUGCAUUGUUAUGAUUCAUUAGUGUGUAAGUUUUGGUUUGUAAGAAAAUCAGGUCAGGUCCCUAUAUUAUAGAAAAGAAUUUUUUAUUUUGUUAGAAUUAUCAAUAAUCUGAAGAUUUCAUCAAGCAGAAACAUUUUAAAUUGUUUACAAAUGCAAACACACUUUUAUUGAGUAUAUUUUGUUUCUUCUUUCAUUAAAAUUAUGUUUUGAAUGCAGGGAAAAACUUCAAAAGAUGACGUUGUCUUUCCCAUUUUUUAUAUAUUAAAGGUUGAGUAUAUCAUAAUAGACUUCACACAAAGUAAACGGACUUUGCUUAAGUUUUGUUUUCUUGUUUUAUAAACGAGUUCUUUGCAACAUUCUUUUCUUCAAAACAAUAAAGGAUCGAUAAUAUAAACAUUUAAAAAGAUAUAUCUUAAUAUCAUAUAGUACUGGGUUUUCUUUGCCAGUGUAAAAUUUGGCGUUUUGCCUGCUCAAAGGUAUGCACUAAUCAUGCUAAUUUUGGUGUUAUUUAUUUUAGCUGACACGGAGUUCCAGCUCUUUACAGAUAAACACUAAAAACUGACUAUUUUAGGGAUUAAAAUUUUAGCAGGCUACCAUCAGAACGCCUAAAUAAGCCAAAAUUAGCACCCAUCUAAAAUAACCCGCAAUACGGUACUUGAUAUGGCGAUUGCUUAACUUAGUGGAAGUCUCUAGUGGUAAAGGUAGAAAACGUCUAUUGGAUGGGGACUAUGUGCUAUUGAAUACAAUGCAAGAUCGAUCAUUGUGGAGUUUGUGAAGGCAGAUAAGAAAUAAAUCCUGUUGAAAGGAGAUGGGCGAACUUAGCGUGCAGAAACCACAAUAGUUUCAGAUACAUAAAAGUCAUAUAUUCAAAUUGUGCAUUAAGUAUUUAGACUAAUUAAGGUUCUCAUUAUUGAAUUUUAUGAAAUCAUGAUUAACAAAAAGUUUUGAGAAAAAUUUUUCGUUAAAAUUUAUUUUAUAUAAAAAAAAUAAUGGGGUAUCAAUUGGGUUCGAACCCUGGCAAUAAAUUCAUCAGUAGCAUUCUCUGUUGAGUCUAGCACGCUAACCACUACGCUACACAAGUCCUGAGGAAGGAUGGCAUUUAAAUCAUGUUUGUUAUAUGACCAUUGACUUAGUGUACUUCAAGUAUUUCUCGAAAAGAUACGGAAGUCAUGUCAUAAAGGUUUAGGUAUAGUGGGUCUUUGCUCCAUAAUUUUGGAAACCAAAAUUUGUAUGCUUGUAAACUAUGCAAACUUUGAGGACGAACUUUCCAAAAAAUGGAGAGAAGACCCACUCAUAUCGAAAACUAAUGUUAUAAUAGUGUAAAAAAUGACUCGUUUUGUCCUCUUUCCCUUGUAUAAUAUUACAAAGGCAAAUAACUCCAAUCUUCAUGAGAUUUGCGCAAGUUGUAGAGAUUUUACAUAACGUAUACUUUAAUGUUAGAUGAAAUAUUAAGGAAAAUUUUGAUAUAAUUUUCUCGUCAUGUUCACCCAUCUCCUUUCGCUGAACCAGCCUAAUAAAUGUUUGAGAGGAGCUAGUCCUCAGAUGAUACAUUUUUUUCGUACUUUUUACUAAGCGGACUCUUCUCAUUUAAUUUUCAUUGAAAAUCGUUGAUUUUGAAAGCUGGUCAAGUACUUUAUUUUGCAAUCUACUAUUUGGAUUUCAACCCUUGGCAAUACAUUGUAUUUAUGGCAGAAUAAUUGUUUGAAUCAUUUGAUUGUCACUACUGUAAACAAUGUUAUGCUCCAGAAAUCUCACAAGAUUUGGAGCUUUCUUGACUCUCACGCAAAAGAGCGGCAGCAAGUUAGAUACUUUAACUGUGAGGUACUCGCAGUACUACGUAUUGGUGUAAAUUUUAUGACCUAUUUUGCUUGUGAUUAAGGCAAAAAAUUAUAUUUUUUUUAUAGUAAGAUAUGCUGUGAGUCAAAGAUUUCCAAAAUUUCACUUUCUACAGCUAGCAUUAUACUAUUUUUAACAAUUGAUUGUCACUACAAUCCCAUUAUUGUGAAAAUCUGAAUGAAAAAAUUAAAAACUAUGCAGAUACAUGUGUAAACACAACCAAAGUUGAUAUUUUUAAGAUUUUUAGCUCACCUCAAUGAAGUUGGGGGAACUCAUGUGAUACCCUCAGCAUCGGUGUCAGCGUCCAAAUUAACGUUUUUGUAGCUAUUUUUCUUUGUAAGUAGUUGUAUGCCCCAUAUUGAUCAUAGAUGCAUGGAACAUGCUUCUACCGUGUUUCAUUGUACCAGAUGAGGUUUCAGGUGCUGAAUUUGCAGCAAAGAAAUGACCAGGUUAAUGUUUUUGGAGCAGGUUAACAUUUUUGGUACAGUUUGUGGUCUAGGUCUUAUUUCCAAUUAACUAUAAGCCCUAUGAUGGCCAAACUUGCAUGGAUGAUACAUCUAAGGAUGCACACUACCAGACUUGCUUCGGAUGCUGGAUCUGACUUACAUUUUCCGGAUGAGUGAACAGGUUAAUGUUUGGGUUCAGGUCCCAUUUCCAUGUAACUAUGAGCCCUGUGAUGACCAAACUUGCAUAGAUGAAACAUCAAAGAAUGCACACUGAUAGAUUUGCUUCGGAUGCUGGAUCCCACAUACAUUUUCCAGAUAAUGGACCAGGUAAAAGUUAUGGGUUCAAGUUUUAACACCAAGAAACUAUAAGGCUUAUAUUAACCAAAUUUUCAUAAAUGAUGCGUCAAGAGAUGAACACUCUCAAACUUGCUUCAGAUGCUGGAUUUGAAUUACAUUUUCUUGAUAGGCCACUAGUUUGAAGUUUUUGGAUAGGUCUAUUUCUAAGAAACUGCAUGCUUUAUCAGAUCAAAAUUACAUAAAUUUUGCUUUUUGGGAUCUUAACUUCUAGAAUGUUGGUUAAUUGUGGGACUUUGCCUAAAUUAAGACAACAUUCGUUGAGGUGAGCUCUGUAAUCUCUGAUUACCUAUGUUUGAUAAAUAAUGUAUGUAUCAUCUGUCAUUAAAUUCAUAAAAGAAAUGACAUUAAAUUUUCAAAUUACAUGUACAGAAGCAAGAGUUUCUUAUUGGAAGUUUUAUUUAAACGUUGGCAGUAUGAAAACUUGUAUGUGAUUCAGAUUGAAACCUUUAGAUUUUAUAUCUCUGUUAAUAAAAUAAUGAAGUAGGAUGAAAAUUUUCCACAAGACUAGUAUUUUAUCUAUUUUUCAUUGUUUUGCAAAUGUUAAUAUUUCAAAUUUUUAUUUGAUCAGUGAUAAUCAAAACUGGCACAAUAUUAUAAUGUUAUUCUGCAUUGUCAUUGAUGUGAUGAAGAGAUUGUUCUGGUGAGCAUUGUAGUCCAUAGCCUAAUGUUUUCAAACCCACAGGCUCUAAUGGGGGUUUAUUUCUGUAUUGUGACUGAGCUUAUUUCAACUAAACUUUGGGCAAACGUUUGUAGAUAAAAAAAAUUUGAUAUGCCCAUCUUAGGUGAGAUGAAUCAUAGAAUAAAUACCAUGAGGCUUUUGAAUAAUUAAACUUCGUCAGCUGAUAUUUCUUGGGUAGGAAAGAUGUCACACAUUAGAAAAAGGUAUCUUUCAACUUUAAGGACAGACGAGACGUUCCUCUAUAAUAUAUAUAAUUUUUUCCAAGAUUUUGUCAUUGAACAAUUACUAUUUUAACAUGUUUACUCACAAAAAUUGAGGUACCUUACCGGGCAUUUGUGCGAGAUACAAGAGGAUGGCAUUUCUUAAAUAACCCUUUAGAGAAAAAAAUUAGUUUGCCAAAAUCACAUUUUUAGUGUUUCAAAUUAAAAAAAAAAACAAUUAGAAACCACUUUAGAAAUCAUAAAGUUAUUAAAAUUUUGUAUAUUUUUCAUACUUUAUGAAAAUGUACAAAACAGAUAUUUGGGGAACGUAUCGUCUGACCUUAAGUUGUUAUGGCCAAAUAUGGUAAAACGCUUGGCUCAUUAUAGAAAAAAAAUUAAAUUAUGUAUUUUCCAUUUUCCAAGAAAAAAUCUAUUUGU